AUGUCGGCCGCCAUCGAACAGCGCAACCAGGACGCGACCGUGUAUGUAGGCAACCUGGACGACCGCGUGACGGAGGAGCUUCUAUGGGAAUUGAUGCUACAAUCUGGUAGCGUGUGCAACGUCCACAUGCCCCGCGACAAGGUCACUGGGGCACACCAGAACUAUGGCUUCGUGGAAUUCCGCACCGAAGAUUGCGCCGAGUACGCUGUCAAAGUGCUCAACAUGAUCCAACUGUACGGCCGCGUGAUCCGCGUGAAGAAGGCGUCGAACGACAGAAAGAAUCUGGACGUGGGCGCCAAUUUGUUUAUUGGCAAUUUGGACCCGGAAGUGGACGAGAAGCUGCUGUACGACACCUUCUCGGCCUUUGGGGGCAUCGUCGAGACGCCAAAAAUCAUGCGCGACCCCGACACUAAAGCCAGUAAAGGGUUCGGAUUCGUCAGCUUCGACUCGUUUGAGGCUGCUGACUUGGCUAUCGAGUGUAUGCACGGCCAGUACUUGACAGUCAUAAUGAACGUCACGGCUCGGAGGCGGAAAGGCUGCUGGCUCAGAGGAAUCCCAAUAAACUAA
This is a messenger RNA of Phytophthora infestans T30-4, 567 nucleotides long. Its product is annotated as splicing factor 3B subunit 4. The transcript is spliced from 2 exons. Gene Ontology annotation, cellular component: U12-type spliceosomal complex; nucleolus. Gene Ontology annotation, molecular function: RNA binding. Bases 1 to 567 code for a protein of 188 amino acids. NCBI's taxonomy places the organism in Eukaryota, Oomycota, Peronosporomycetes, Peronosporales, Peronosporaceae. The record is from RefSeq and is a predicted model, not a curated record. Gene Ontology annotation, biological process: positive regulation of mRNA splicing, via spliceosome.